AAUUUUCCGUUCGAGCACAAGAACGCUCAAACCGUGCGAAGCAAACACAUUAUGAGGUUGUUGCUGUUCGAGAUGAAAGAUGAAGUCCCUGGAGGCAGACCGGCAUGGCAAGAUAGAAGACACAGGUUUAUUCGUUCUUCUAUCAAGAAAGCAAAUUAUCAAACAUGGCAUCUUCUAAAGCUGGGCCUCGCCGUAUUUCUCCUCCACAUCUCACGGAUGACCAACCAGCAGCGGAACGAGAGCUUCCCGUGUACAUGGAGUCUAAGCGGGGUGGAACCUGUUGUGGUUGCUGUUGCGAUUUCCGACGAGCUGUGAUCAUCGCCAAUUGCCUCAUAAUUGGCCUAUCAGCAUACUCUCUGGGUGGGUUGAUGAAGCCCCCCGAUGAAGAGACGCUGGAAGCAUAUGAGGACUAUCGUGGAGUUACUAUUGAUGAUGAUCAAGUUGUAAAAGACUUAACAACACUGGCGAAUGAUGCCUUGUUGGCAAAUGCCGUGGUUGGAGGUGUCAUGCUCGUGCUCACGGCGAUCCCAAUUUACGGAGCAUACACCUAUCAAUCUUGUCCGGUGGGGUUUGGGAUUUUUUUGCUGGUGUCAAGUUUUGUGGUCCGAUUCAUGGUGGCCUACGUCAUGGUGGAGGAUGCUGGAGGUCUAUCGGAUGAAUUGGCCUUUGAACAACCCUGGGUACUCUAUGGUAUCUCGGCUCUUUUCAUGCUUCUCUUCAUUUAUCCACACAUUGCGCUGAUACUGGAGAUCAGGAAAGGCAUCAUGACUUACAAAACCUAUCCCAGAGAAUCCUACAGUUGCUGUUGCACUAGAGAAAGGCGACAACUGCCUCCACAAUCGCAACCUCCAAAGCAGCCCAUGCGUGCAUAUGUGUAGUUCCAUGCAAAGGCAUACCUCGGCAAAGGUGACUGCAAAUCUAGGUCAUUAUUUGCCUCAACCACCUUGAGCAUACGAUUUCAGCAAAGAGUGACUGAUUGAUCCCCUAGAAGAGGAUGAGAGCAGUUGGUGAUUCUCAAGCAAAUCAUACGGUAUCCUGAAGAAGCCGAGCUGCUGGUAGCCACUUUUGAAGCCACUGGUGACCUUUCGUGGCCUGCACCAGCGGAGGAACAACCACAAGAGACAUCUACCUGUGAUGCUCUUGUCUUCGCCAAUUUGUCCUCGUCGGAUGAAAAGUUAACAGUCCUCGGGAACAAGUGCGCCAACCUGUCCACCAUCAUGAAUCUCUUGUUUAAGCAACUGGUCGAGUCCACUCUUACUCAGACACCAUUCAAUGACUGCGACAUGAUGAUUCGUCACCUUGAAGCCAAGCCCCAAGCCGAGAUGACCAGUUGGAAAUCCCACAACAGAUCCUUGGAAGAAUAGUUGUGGUACAACACCAAGGAGA
Messenger RNA from Seminavis robusta, 1386 nucleotides. Lineage: Eukaryota; Bacillariophyta; Bacillariophyceae; Naviculales; Naviculaceae. The record is from the annotation of a GenBank genome assembly.